AUGUCUUUUAUGGAGGCGACUGGCAUUUUUGACGUGGAUUUUUCAGGAGCCAACUUUACGUGGUGCAGCAAUAGGAGGGGCAGAGCUAGAAUUUGGAAGCGAUUGGAUAGAGUGCUAAUCAAUGGGGAGUGCGCUGAGGUUUCUUCCAACGUAUCUGUUGAGCAUUUAGCAAGACAUCCGUCAGAUCAUGCACUUCUACGGAUAUCUUUUGCUACUCGUUUAGACAACAAACCGAGGCCGUUUCAGUUCUUGAAUGUUUGGACGUCUAAGACAGACUUGUUGGAAGUAAUUAGAGGAGCUUGGGAUAGGCCGGUGAAUGGAGCCCCAUUACGUGUCUUGUGCUUAAAACUAAUGGUGACAAGAAGGGCUAUCCAAGAGUGGAACAAGCACAUUUUUGGCAAUAUUUUUGAUGCGGUUCGGGUGGCAAAAGCUGAGGUUCGCAGGGUAGAAAUAGAGGUGAAGGGCAAUGACUCUGAGGUGGCGCAAGCUAGACUUCAUAAGGCCCAGGCAGACCUAAGCCAGGCACUACUCAUUGAGGAGCAAUUUUGGAGUCAAAAAAGCCCGAGUGAGGAUGAGGACAUAGCAAACGAAGCGAUUGCAUUCUUCUCAGACUUAUUUUCUGAACCUAUUGGUCCUGUACUGGAUAUGCUGCCCUUGAUUCCCCCUUUGAUCACGGAGAAGGAGAAUAAGACCUUGGAGGAAGUCCCAUCCAUAGAGGAGGUUCGUCGAGUGGUCUUUGCAAUGGACGGAGAGAGUGCUCCGGGACCGGAUGGAUUAAUGGGUAAGUUCUUCACGUUCUCUUGGGAUGUCAUUGCUCAAGAUGUCUAUAAUGUGGGAAGAGCAUCCUUGUCAAGUGCCGCUCAGUUUAUCUGCUACGGCUAUUUGGAGACGAAUGUGAAAUGCAGUGGUGCUUUAUUUCUCAGAUCGCCAGUCAUCCCGGACCUCACUUUUGGGGACUUUGUCACAAAUGGAAACUGGAAUAUCCAGUUGCUAUCUCAGGCCUUACCACUGGGCAUCAUCUCCUCAAUCUUACAGCAACCGAUACCUCAAGGUAGUCGUGUAGAUAAGGCUGUGUAG
Molecule: messenger RNA, 1077 nt
Organism: Coffea arabica (coffee)
Lineage: Eukaryota; Viridiplantae; Streptophyta; Magnoliopsida; Gentianales; Rubiaceae
Source: RefSeq, a predicted model, not a curated record